Nematolebias whitei (Rio pearlfish) is the source of this 729-nucleotide messenger RNA. Its product is annotated as zinc finger protein 362. The record is from RefSeq and is a predicted model, not a curated record. NCBI's taxonomy places the organism in Eukaryota, Metazoa, Chordata, Actinopteri, Cyprinodontiformes, Rivulidae. The transcript is spliced from 4 exons. Bases 1 to 729 code for a protein of 242 amino acids.
AUGGCUGAAUCUCGCUUUAACAACCCUUAUUUUUGGCCUCCACCUCCUGCCAUGCCGGGCCAGGAGCAGCUGAUGGCGGAGAAGAUCCGGCCGCCACAUCUGCCUGCUGCUUCGGCCGCUUCCCAGCAGCCUUUGCUCGCCCCUUCCAGCCAGGCUGAAGGAAAUCAAAAUGGGAUGUCCAAAACACAGCAGAUGUCGGCCCUUCACAGUCUCGGCUCCUCUCAGCCUGAUAUCGCCCUGCACGCCCGCCCUGCAUCCAGCUCCGUCACAGGUCGUAUUCUUGGAGAUGUAAACUUGAACUUGGAUGACAAGGCAGCCAUAAAAGCCAGAGGACUGUGGGAAGACUGGCACCUACGUCAGCUCAUAGACCAUCCCUCCAGAGCAAAUCACGUCUCAGGUGUGGCGCUGGCAUCCAGGACAGGAAACCUCAGCACAUCAGAGAUCAUAACCCCCACAACCCCCACCUCCAGCAGCCACAGCCGGCUCGGUGGAGCUCCCACCCCACACCUGCUCUCAGGGUUAGCCAGCGGCCACGGGGUUGAGCACGGGAAAAGCAACGGUGGCCUCGUGGGACUCCUCGGCCCACCUCCAAAGGUGGAGCGAGGGCGGAAGAAGAUCAAGGCUGAGAACGGUUCUUCACUUUUGGUUGUGCCAUACCCGAUCCUCGCCUCGGGAAACGAGCAGUCCUGUGUCGCCAUCACCCCAAAACAAGGGAAAACCUACAGGUAG